Molecule: messenger RNA, 4264 nt
Organism: Cynoglossus semilaevis (tongue sole)
Lineage: Eukaryota; Metazoa; Chordata; Actinopteri; Pleuronectiformes; Cynoglossidae
Product: collagen alpha-1(I) chain-like
Exons: 20
Coding region: 157-1521 (454 amino acids)
Cellular component (GO): extracellular matrix
Molecular function (GO): extracellular matrix structural constituent
Source: RefSeq, a predicted model, not a curated record
GGAAAUCGAGGUAAACCUGGUUCAAAGGGCUUUCCUGGACCUGAGGGGCUGAGAGGGGAGCCUGGAGAACAAGGAGAGCCAGGAGAGAGCAACAGAGGUGUUCCUGGAAAUAAAGGGGCAUCCGGUUUACCAGGAAUACAGGGUACAGAGGGUGCGAUGGGACUCCAAGGUCCUGUUGGCUCUCCAGGACCUCAGGGACUAAGAGGUAGAGCCGGGCAGGAAGGAAGGAAAGGUCAAAAAGGUCCAAAGGGAGAUAAAGGCAAAAGUGGACGUCCAGGAAAAGAUGGGCGCAUAGGGAGGAGGGGAAAAAAGGGAAAAACAGGAUCUAGAGGCAUGCGAGGACCCCGAGGAGAAAAGGGAAAGAUGGGAGGUCUGGGUCCACUGGGUCCUGCAGGAUGGAAGGGCAGACUUGGUAAAACUGGAACUCGUGGGGAAAAAGGUGAAGCAGGUCAACUGGGGUUAAAGGGAGAAACUGGAGAUCUAGGAUUUGGUGGUCCACCUGGUCCUCACGGGUCAAAGGGAAUUCAAGGUCUACCUGGAGGGUCAGGAAGAGGGGGGGUAAAGGAAAUCACAACCACAACAACUUUUUUUUUCAAAUUCACUCAGCACCAUACUGUUGACCAAGCUUGGAUGAAAGGUGAUAUUGGUCGUCGAGGUGAUCCAGGGUCUCCUGGUCUACCAGGGUUGCCUGGUUUGUUUGGACAGAAGGGGCUACAAGGGUUUACUGGUCCACCAGGCCAGAAAGGGGAGAAAGGUUUACAUGGUCUACCUGGCUCACCUGGACCACCGGGGUUGUCGGUAAACCUGACAUUGACACAGCUAAAGGAGCUCUUGUACUUAUCAGACCAGCCAAGCCGAGUGCUGGUGCAGACUCUGCUAAAUUCCCUUCAGGGUGAACUUCGCUGGUUCAUAAAUCCACCAGAUGGCAGCAAUGAACAUCCAGCGACAACCUGUCUGGAGUUGUGGCUCGCUUUUCCUAAUUCUACCAAUGGUCUGUAUUUCAUAGAUCCUAAUCAGGGCAGUCCAGCUGAUGCUUUUCAAGUGUACUGUGACUUUUCAUCACAACCAAAGACCUGUUUAUCUCCACUGCAACCUCAGGUUCCUAUAAAAGCUUGGCUGAAGGACUCCGGCACAAAUAUGUCAUUUCGUUGGUUGAGCACAGUUGAAGAUGGCUUCCAGUUUGAGUAUCCUGGAGGAGGAGAUGUGGUUCAGAUGAGAUUUCUGCGACUAAAUAGCAGGCUCUCCACUCAAACUGUCACAUACUCCUGUCAACCGGGAAGAAGACUGAGUCACAGGAAGAGGGAAGUCAAGUUCCUGGCUGAUACUAGGACACAGAGUUAUCUAGCAGACCUGCAGGACUGUGUGAUGUCGGACACACUGGAGUCAGGAAGCCGUGAAUCUGUUUUUCAGUUUGAAAGUGAAGAGCUCAGUCUGCUGCCACUCAGGGACUUGGCAGUGUUUGGAAACCAGGAGGUAACCUGGGAGUUUGGCUUUACUGUAGGCCCUGCAUGUUUCAGCUGAGGUCACCCCGAGUUCAACAUGGUUUCUUGAGCAUCCUCUCUCCUCAUGAUUUUAAAGUCAGUGAACUGAUUGUUACCUUUUAAAACAAAGACUUUUUGACACUGACAUAAAGUAAAUGUCUUAAUAAUAACUUUGUUUUAUGAAUUUAUGUGCCUAUAUUGAUAUACAUUGUUUUGUUUUUUUAAGUUUGACAUUGCUUUAAGGUUCUUGUAGACAGAAUUAGUGUCAUUUAAUGAUAAGACAUUCAAGUGCAACUAAUGAAGGAAUAUUCCACCAACUACGACCAUUUCCAGUUGCUUCAGGGAACAGCCUUUAUAUGACAGAAGUAGUGAAAACACUUCACUACUCAUUGUCACUAACUCAUCCUGUCUGCUUUAUUAUGCAUCAUCUAUACUUUUCCAUCAGUGGUGUAUACAUACUGUUAAUGAGAGUAUAGCCACUUAGCGCUUGCAUAUUGAGCUCUCUCAUUAGAACAUGAAACAAACACCAGUUCAAUAAGCUGCAGACAACCUUUCUCUGAUGAUAGCAGCCUUCAAACACCUGCAAGAAGUACACACACACACAUAUAUAUACUGUAUAUGUGUGUGUAUAUAUAUAUAUAUAUACUGUAUAUGUAUAUAUACUGUAUAUAUCUGCACUUUAAUUUAAAAAAUGACAAGAAAGCAUCUGCAAUAAAGGUAUUAAAUUACUAAAGAAAAAUAUAUAUGUGAAAAUGUGCUAAUGGAAGAAUUUAAUUUUUAACUAGAAUGAAUCAAAUAAUGUUUGGUCAGAAUGUGGAUUUUUUUUAUUAUUAUUCUUUUUUUUUUUUUUGUGAUAUCCUUUCUGGAUAUGACACUGACUUCAGUGAAAUCCAGAUCCAGAGAUUUUUGCUCCCAAAAUAUUCAGGUAAGUAUAAAGGAUUUGUCUUUUCUUUUCUUUUUUUUGCACAACCAGUGAUUUUUUUUCAUCAGUUGUUAAUUUUUCCCCAUUUGUUAGAGUAAUCUUAUUUAUGUGCCUUUGCAAAUGUUCUGGAUGUUUUUGUUGUCAUUGUGCAGCUUUUUCUAUAUUGAGCAAGACUGUUUAAUGUUCUGUAAAUACAUCACAUGUUUGUUGUAGAUAUUUUUUGUUGUUUUUACCUGACAUUUCCUCACACAUAUUUGAUAUUUAGUUUUUUGUAUAUAAUAUUUUACCAUGUAGUCUAUCGGGUCAUCUAAUUUUCCUCAGGUUCUGUUCUCCUGAUUGUUUUUCUCAGAUUUUAGGAUGACACUUAUAUUUAUAUUUUGGUAAAAUUUUUUUAACCCUGAUUAAUUAUUUGAAUAAAAACACAUUGUCACAUAUUUUAUUAGUGCAGAUUCCAACAGUAAAUAAGAGUAAGUUUAGAUUAAUUACAGUUGUAUACAUUCAAAUAUGAUUCACCAGGCUUACUCACAGUGAGUCAGUGUUUUUUCCAAUCUACGUAUUGUCACGCAGCCAAAUGACCUCCAUACAGUUUAUCACAGAAAUAUUUAUCACAUAUCAGGUCUAUUUUGUGUUUAACAUCUAGAGCAGGGGUGGCCAACAGGUCAAGAGCCACAAUGUUUGCUUUGUUACUGCAAAUAGCCACAUGACAUACAUGGACACGUGUGAACUGCCCCAUCCCUUUAAAAAACUAGAAUAAAACUCUCCCACUUAAAAACUUAACACUUCCUGUGUACAUCUUUUCAUCUGUGCGGAUUUGGUUGAGUUGAACGUAAGAACUGCGUGAAACUGGGCAAAGAGUUGCAUGUGGCUCCUGAGUCGCAGGUUGGCCAUGCCUGAUCUAGCCAUACACUGUGUGCACAAUUAUUAGGCAAGUGAGUAUUUUGACCAUAUCUUCAUUUUAUCCAUAAUUUCCAACUCCAUGCUGUGUAAACUUGAAUGCUUAUUGGAUUUACUGCAUAUCAGGUGAUGUGUAUUUGUGUAACGAGGGAGGGUGUGGUCUAAGGAGAUGAACACCCUAUCUCAGGGUGUGCAUCAUUAAUUAAAUUUAAUAUUUAAUUAAUUUAAUUUAAUUAAUUAGGAAAUGUACAGUGAAGGUAAACAGUACACCUCUCUGAACAGUGUCUGGGAGGCUGUGGUUGCAGCUGCACAAAAAGUUGACUCCGACCAGAUCAAGAAACUGACCGACUCCAUGAAUGGAAGGCUUGUGACUGUUAUCGAAAAGAAGGGUGGCUGUAUUGGUCACUGAGGUUUUUUGUUUGUUUGUUUGUUUGUUUUUUAAUUUUAGAAAUGUUUAUUUGUAAAUUUUGGGUUUGUUUAUUAUUCUCACUUUAAUAGGUGAAAAAAAAUAAAAAAGUGAGAUGGGAAAAUCUUUGUUUUUCAUUUAGUUGCAUAAUAAUUCUGCAUGCUAAUACUUGCCUAAUAAUGGUGUACAUAUAGAUAUUCUCUUAAGAAAGCCAAAACCUCACUUUUACUACUUAAAUGUUCAGGUUUGAAGGUUUGUUAACAUUUUGGAUUGACCAAGAGCACUGUUGUUGUACAAUAACAAAAUGAAUCCUCAAAAAUACAACUUGCCUAAUAAUUGUGCACACAGUGUAUUUACCAAGACAUUCACUAAGUCAAAAUAGAUCAGGAUGAAGUUAAAUUGUCAACCCUUAAGCCAUGUCUAAACAAAAUAUUUGUACAUAAGUAAUAAAAACGUUUUUUUCUGGGGUCACAAACCUUAUUUGCAAACUCCUGGGAAACAUGAUGUGAGAUGACCCCCCCAAAAAAACAAAAAAAAAACUCUUGUGACCCAGUCUUUGAG